CCCGCAGCCCAGCCCCAGCCAUGGCCCUGAGCGAGUGGGCGCUGGUCCGCCUGCUGCUGGACGGCCGCCACUCCCGGAGGCUCAUCCUGUUCAUCGUGUUCCUCGCGCUGCUCCUGGACAACAUGCUGCUCACCGUCGUGGUCCCCAUCAUCCCGAGCUACUUGUACAGCCUCGAGCACGAGCAGAACGCAACUGAAGUGCCCACUGCCCGGCCGGCGCCCACGGCCUCCCCCUCGGACGGCUUCCGGAGCAUCUUCUCCUACUACGACAACUCCACCGUGGCCACCGGGAGCACCACCGGGGCCCUCCGGGGGCGGCCGCUGCCCACGGCCGGCACGCAGCCCACGGCCACCAACGCGUCCGCGGGCCCCUCCGAGUGUCCCAGCGCUGACAGGGACCUCCUGAACGAGAACGUGCAGGUCGGCCUGCUCUUCGCCUCCAAGGCCACGGUCCAGCUCAUCACCAACCCGUUCAUAGGGCUGCUGACCAACAGAAUCGGCUACCCGAUUCCGAUGUUUGUGGGAUUCUGCAUCAUGUUCAUCUCCACCAUCUUGUUCGCCUUCUCCAGGAGCUACGCCCUCCUGCUGAUCGCCAGGUCCCUGCAGGGCGUCGGCUCCUCCUGCUCCUCGGUGGCUGGGAUGGGCAUGCUGGCCAGCGUGUACAUGGAUGACGAGGAGCGAGGCCACGCCAUGGGGAUCGCCCUGGGCGGCCUGGCCAUGGGGGUCUUAGUGGGCCCCCCCUUCGGCAGCGUGCUCUACGAGUUCGUGGGGAAGACGGCCCCGUUCCUGGUGCUGGCCGCCCUGGUGCUCCUGGACGGAGCCAUCCAGCUCUGCGUGCUCCAGCCGAACCGGGUGCAGCCGGAGAGCCAGAAGGGAACGCCGCUGACCACGCUGCUGAAGGACCCCUACAUCCUCAUCGCCGCAGGGUCCAUCUGCUUUGCAAACAUGGCCAUCGCCAUGCUGGAGCCGUCCCUGCCCAUCUGGAUGAUGGAGACCAUGUGUUCCCACAAGUGGCAGCUGGGCGUCGCCUUUUUGCCAGCGAGCAUCUCUUAUCUCAUUGGAACCAAUAUCUUCGGGAUACUCGCACACAAGAUCGGGAGGUGGCUCUGCGCCCUGCUGGGGAUGAUCAUUGUGGGGGUCAGCGUUUUAUGGCUUCCUUUUGCCCAAAGCAUUUAUGGACUCAUCGCCCCCAACUUCGGAGUUGGCUUUGCAAUUGGCAUGGUGGACUCCUCCAUGAUGCCCAUCAUGGGCUACCUGGUGGACCUGCGGCACGUGUCCGUCUACGGGAGUGUGUACGCCAUUGCAGACGUGGCCUUCUGUAUGGGAUACGCGAUAGGUCCUUCCGCUGGCGGGGCUAUCGCGAAGGCAAUUGGAUUUCCGUGGCUCAUGAGAAUUAUUGGAGUAGUUAAUAUUCUUUUUGCUCCUCUCUGCUUUCUUCUUCGAAGUCCACCUGCCACGGAAGAGAAAAUGGCUAUUCUCAUGGAUCACAACAGCACGGUUAAGACAAAAAUGUACACUCAGAACAAUGUCCAGGCGUAUCCGCUGGGUGAUGAAGAAUCUGAAAGUGACUGAGACCCUCAGAAGUCACCAGAGCAUUUCGUCGUGUGAAGCAGUGUUCCCCGUGCAGUGACUCGUACAGAACCGUGUUAGUCGCCCCGCACGCCCCCGGUGAAGCCUUAGAACCAGAGGUCACCCUUUCUUUCCCGUGGGUAUGGUCGAUUGCCAAGAGCCUUAUAAAGAAAAAGCAGCUUUUCUAGGGGUUUGUAUAAAGUGUUGAAAACUUUAUUUUAUGUAUUUGAUUUUAUUAAAUAUUAUACAAUAUAUUUUGACGAAAUAGAUAUAGUGUAAAUCUAUAAAUAUUCGAAUCCAAAUCAGAUAUAAUUUUUUAACUUACAUUCACGAACACUUGGGCCAAAAGAAAAACCAAAACACCCCAAAAUCACCUUAUAUUUUUUCUGAAUAUUGGUAAUCAUUGUUUAAAACUAAAGUACACGUUAUCUCCGAGACACUUCCGACAAUAAGACACCAGGAGGAAGUCUGAACAACAAUCAAGUAAGACAACGUUUGGUUAUGUAGUGACGCCUAGAGUUAUUCAACCUGUUGUUAUCAAUGUAUGUAUGAGUUAAAAGCUAGUUAUCUCCAACGCAGAGGACAAGAACUGGAGGCAGUUACCGUUUGGAUUUGUUGGUAAAACUUAGCUGGCACUAGUUAUCUAUAUGUAAUCGCCUACCUGGAAACAGCUGGUUGUAAAUUACAUGUUGACAUGUCAUGUGGUUGGCAGCGAACAUUGAAGCCAAUGAGGGGGAAAAUAGCGAAUGUUCUGAAAGCAGAGAAAAGCAUCUAAACGAACAAGUGGACGCUUCCCCUUAAGAUAAAUGGUUAUCUUGAUGAAGGAACAUUGAGGGUAGAUUACGCAACUGUCAAGGUUGUGUAAGUAUGGCAAGACAUAUCAACCUCUAGUUCAAGGUUAGGAAAUAAAGGAGAAAAGCUAAUAGCUGCUAUGACAUGAACAAAAAAAUCAGACUAUAUCAUCUUUGACCUGUUUUGGAGGUCGUCCAAGUGUUUUAAUUUUGAGUUGUCUGAAACUAUUCUUUUCUAGACUUUUGAAAGUGGGUCACAUCAAUGUGAAAAAUUUUAAAUGAAGAUGAAUGAAAUGAUGUCUUGAAUCAUGUUACAAAACCAGGUA
Molecule: messenger RNA, 2685 nt
Organism: Pipistrellus kuhlii (Kuhl's pipistrelle)
Lineage: Eukaryota; Metazoa; Chordata; Mammalia; Chiroptera; Vespertilionidae
Gene: SLC18A2
Product: solute carrier family 18 member A2
Exons: 15
Coding region: 21-1571 (516 amino acids)
Biological process (GO): xenobiotic transport; aminergic neurotransmitter loading into synaptic vesicle; transmembrane transport
Cellular component (GO): synaptic vesicle membrane; terminal bouton
Molecular function (GO): xenobiotic transmembrane transporter activity; serotonin:sodium:chloride symporter activity
Source: RefSeq, a predicted model, not a curated record